Messenger RNA from Auxenochlorella protothecoides, 636 nucleotides. Its product is annotated as Thiaminase-2. Gene Ontology annotation, cellular component: cytosol. The transcript has 4 exons. The record is from RefSeq and is a predicted model, not a curated record. NCBI's taxonomy places the organism in Eukaryota, Viridiplantae, Chlorophyta, Trebouxiophyceae, Chlorellales, Chlorellaceae. The coding region runs from base 1 to 636 and encodes 211 amino acids.
AUGAUGGUCACUCAACCGCCCUCGGACAGCGCGACGAGGUCGGUUCGGCCCGCCCAGCCACAGCCUUCCGGGGAGCCCGCGCCCAAUGGGGGGGUGUCCUCGCGGCUCUGGGAGGACAGCAAGGAUCUCGCCUACCAGUCACUGCUGCAUCCCUUUGUGCUCGGGAUCGCCCAAGGAACCCUCCCGCGGGAGUCCUUCCAGCACUUCAUCGGCCAGGAUGCCACCUUCCUGCUCAGCUUCGCGGAGGCCUACGCCGCAGCCAUGGACCGCUGCGCCCCGGAGCAGCAGCAUCUGGCCGAGGCGCUGAAGGGGAUGCUGCGCGGCGUGCGCGAUGAGCUGCGACUGCACGAGGCCUACGCCGAGCGGUGGGGCGUGCUGCUGGAGCACCAGCAGCCCUCCCCCGCCACCAAGGCCUACGUCUACUACAUAAAGAUGGUCAGCGAGCAGCAUGACUCGUCUCUGGCCGACGUCAUGAGCACGCUGCUCCCCUGCCUCCGCCUCUAUGCCUGGCUGGGCGCCCAGCUGAAUAGCGUGCCAAGUCAGCCCGGCAACCCCUACAAGGUUUCCUGGAUCCAAGCUGACAACAGCCUGUCUCAGCAGAGUCUGGACCCCAUCCCCUGCCUGCAGAGUGGCUGA